AUGGCUCUCAGCCUCAUGCAGGAGUAUUUUCAGAUCCCUGUGGUGACCCGGACAUACACGACUGCCUGCGUCCUCACCACCGCUGCUGUGCAAUUUCAAGUCAUCACCCCAUUUCAGCUGUACUUCAACCCAGAGCUCAUCAUCUGCAGAUACCAGAUAUGGCGUCUGAUCACCAGCUUCCUCUUCUUUGGUUCUCUUGGAUUCGGUUUUUUGUUCAACAUCAUCUUUCUGUAUCGGUACUGCCGCAUGCUGGAGGAGGACUGCUUCCGAGGAAGAACCGCAGAUUUCAUUUUAAUGUUCCUGUUCGGAGGAAUCCUCAUAACUCUCCUAGGUCUGUUUGCCAACAUCUUCUUCCUCGGCCAGGCCUUCAUCGUCAUGCUGGUGUACAUCUGGAGUAAAAGAAACCCGUUCAUACGCUUGAACUUCUUUGGCUUCCUCAACUUCCAGGCUCCGUUUCUCCCUUGGGUGCUGCUGGGAUGUUCGCUGCUGCUCGGAAACCCCAUCGCUGUCGACCUCCUGGGUAUCAGCGUUGGACACAUGUAUUACUUCCUAGAGGACGUGUUUCCAAACUGGCCGGGAGGAAGAAAGCUACUGACGACACCAGAGCUGCUACGAACCAUGUUUGAUGGACCUGAUGGCCGCCUCUUCCAGGAGGAGCAGCAGGAAAGACGAGAUCCGCAGCAGGUUGAGGAGCAACACAGCUAAGAUCUUCAGACCUGCUAAAUCAGAAGUAAUUAGCAGUCAGAAGGUUGAUGAGACAACCUAAAAGAGCAUCAAACGAUCAGUUUGAGAAGCUCCAUGCAGAGAAGAUCUAAAACGUUUAGACCAACGUCUCGGUUAUAAAAUAUGGACAAGGUUACCAAAUAUUCUCAUGCUAAAGGUCCAAACGUUUAUGUUUCAGACACGUGUACAUUACCAUGUAAUAGUAUUCACACCAUGUACUUUUUUUAUUACUUCUUUCUCAUUACAUCAACAAACGUUAAUGUAUUUUAUGUGAAGACAAAGUGGAGCAAGACUGUGGAAGUGGAAGAAAAACAGCAUCAUGGAGACCAAGGAACCCAGCAGACAGGUCAGGGAGAACGUUCUGGGGAAGUUUGAAGCAGGGUUAGGUUCUCCCAGCUGUGAAGAUCUCACAGGGUUCUGUUCAAUCCAUCAUCUGAACAUGGAGAGAGGAUGGACCAACUGCUGACCUACCAAGACAUGAACGUCCACCUAAACUGAGAGGCUGGGCAAGGAGAGCAGCCAAGAGGUCAGAGCCACAACGGGAUGUUUUAGAUAGAGUCAUAUCAAUGUGUUAGAAUGGUCUAGUCAAAGUCCAGACCUAAAUCCACAUGAGAAUCUGUGAAAUAACUUGAAAACUGACGUUCAUAGACGCUCUCCAGGUGUAAAGAUAAAGAGAAAAUGGUUUUCCUGUUUGCUGCAGCAAAUGUACAGAUUUAAUAUUUAACAUACAAAAACAGCUCAUGGUUAGGAAAGGAUGCGUCUGGGCUCCACAAGUUACUGCAGGAACAGAACCUCUUUCUCUAGGCCAACAGAACCGGGCCUUAACUGUGACUGUGUGUUUAUGACGUAAUAAACACAAAAAUAAACUUUGCGUUGAAAGAUAA
Girardinichthys multiradiatus is the source of this 1607-nucleotide messenger RNA. Its product is annotated as derlin-2-like. Bases 1 to 705 code for a protein of 234 amino acids. The transcript is spliced from 7 exons. Gene Ontology annotation, biological process: endoplasmic reticulum unfolded protein response. Gene Ontology annotation, molecular function: ubiquitin-specific protease binding; misfolded protein binding. Gene Ontology annotation, cellular component: Hrd1p ubiquitin ligase ERAD-L complex; endoplasmic reticulum membrane. NCBI's taxonomy places the organism in Eukaryota, Metazoa, Chordata, Actinopteri, Cyprinodontiformes, Goodeidae. The record is from RefSeq and is a predicted model, not a curated record.